Messenger RNA from Chelonus insularis, 3461 nucleotides. RefSeq names its product Connector of kinase to AP-1 (gene Cka). NCBI's taxonomy places the organism in Eukaryota, Metazoa, Arthropoda, Insecta, Hymenoptera, Braconidae. The record is from RefSeq and is a predicted model, not a curated record. Gene Ontology annotation, molecular function: protein binding. The transcript has 9 exons. Bases 1 to 2160 code for a protein of 719 amino acids.
AUGAAGGUACCUAGCCAGUGUUGCGGUUCCAUAAUGGAGGAAAACUCCAGUUCAGUUUCUCAAAAUCAUAAUGGACCACUCCCAGCUGGUGCUAACGUGUCUGCUACUAAUGAAAAGCACCAAAACAGUGACAAUGCAAGUGGUAACGGCACCAAGGAUCAAAGACCACAAUACUCAAUGCCUGGCAUCCUCCACUUCAUUCAGCAUGAGUGGGCUCGCUUUGAGCUUGACAGAUCUCAAUGGGAGUUAGAUAGAGCAGAGUUUCAGGCACGGAUAGCGUUUUUACAAGGUGAACGGAAAGCUCAAGAAAAUUUGAAAAAUGAUCUUGUGAGAAGGAUAAAAAUGUUGGAAUAUGCGUUAAAACAAGAAAGAGCAAAAUAUCAUGUAUUAAAAUAUGGAACGGAUAUUGGAAGAGACAUGGAGGGUGAUGAAAAACCUCUUCUUUAUGAAGAAACAACCACAGGUGGAGGAACAGAAGGAGGUGGAGGUGAUGAAGAGGCAAUAUUUUCAUCUGUCAGCGAUAUUUCCUGGAAGCAAGGACGUCAACUUUUAAGAGAAUAUCUGCAAGAAAUUGGUUAUACCGAUACAAUUAUUGAUGUUCGGUCAAACAAGGUACGAUCUCUUCUUGGGCUCAAUAACAACACAGAAUCUGAUGAUAUCCAUACACCAGCGGUCAAUGGUACUGAAUGGUCAUCAAAGCAUGGCCGUUGCUGUAGGCGAAAAACUCGAGAUGAUAAAAAAACAAAACCAAUUCGGAUGGCAGAUGCAAUAAUCUUCGAUGCGGAAGCAUCAGUAACGGCUAACUUUGAAUUUCUUGCCAAUGCUGAUAUUGAUAUGGAGGAAGAAGAAGGAGAGGCAGAAGAUGACUUUUAUGAUAAAGAUAAUAAUGAAGUUAAGCAGAAUGAGGAUUCAAGAAUGAUGGCAGAAGAAGUUGAUGUAGAAGCUGAAGAAGUAUUCAAUGAGCUGAAUCUUUUGACAGAAACUGAAGAAUCUAUUCCGAGCUCAAUUAUUCGAGUUAAUCCGGAAUCAGCAAACUGGAAAAUUUUAAACCGUGAGAUGGGAAGAGAUGCUCAGCGUCCGACUGAAGAAGGUGAUUCGGCACUGGGAUUAGGAGAACUAGCAUUAUUAACAGUUAGUAAUGAUGCGGAGGUAGCGUAUGAUAUGACUUCAAAAACAAAAGAAACAUUUAGAAAAACUUGGAAUGCAAAAUAUACACUUCGCUCCCAUUUCGAUUGUGUUAGAGCUCUCGUCUUCCAUCCAACAGAUCCUGUUUUGAUAACUGCUAGUGAUGAUCAUACUCUCAAAUUGUGGAAUCUUCAAAAAACAGUACCAGCUAAAAAAUCAGCAUCAUUGGAUGUUGAACCUUUGUAUACCUUUAGGUCACAUACAGGUCCAGUUUUAUGUCUGGCAAUCUGUAGUACAGGCAGUCGAUGUUAUAGUGGAGGAUUGGAUAGUAUGAUACACUGUUGGUCUGUUCCUUCAGGAAACAUAGAUCCUUAUGAUACUUAUGUACCAGAAGUUCUUUGUCAAACACUUAAAGGUCAUACCGAUGCUGUCUGGGGUUUGAGUAUGUUUCAUCCACGAUCCCAAUUGCUAUCUGUCAGCGCCGAUGGUACUGUUAAACUUUGGAAUCCUCAAAGUAAAAUUCCUCUUCUCAAUACAUAUGUUUCCGAGCAAGAUGGCAUUCCAACUUCUGUAGAUUUUGUGAAAGAUGAACCUCACAAAAUAGUUGUAGCUUACGAAGAAUCAUGUUUAAUAUUUGAUGCAGAAACCGGUUCAGUAGUAUCACGACUUGAAGGCAAUGGAACUAGAGGUGUAAAUCAAGUUGUUGCUCAUCCAAUUCAACCAUUAAUCAUAGCUGCUCAUGAAGAUCGACAUAUUAGAUUUUAUGAUCAUCGUUCAGCCUCGUUAGCACAUGCAAUGGUUGCGCAUUUGGAAGCUGUUACUAGUCUUGCUGUCGAUCCGUAUGGGCUUUAUUUGCUUUCAGGCAGUCAUGAUUGCAGUAUAAGAUUAUGGAAUAUGGAUAAUAAGACUUGUGUACAAGAAAUAACAGCACAUCGUAAGAAAUUUGAUGAGAGUAUUUUAGAUGUAGCGUUCCAUCCGUCGUUGCCGUUUAUCGCUAGCGCUGGAGCUGACGGGCUUGCCAAGGUAUUCGUGUGAGUGAUAAUAAAAUAUUUCAGAUGUGACUCUUUGUUAGAAACGAAUAACGUGAAGCGGUUUUUGUACUCAUAUUCUUUUUUAGAUAGUUUUAUUUGUAUGUACUCUACCCUUCCGAAUUUAUUUGAAUGUUUUAUCAAAGUAACUUCAUUGAUAAAUAGUUGAAAUCAUUGUAGCUAAGUAUAUCAAAGUAAAAAAAAAAUUUCAGCAUAUUGAAAUACUCAUAUAAAUACAUAAAUACAUGAUUAAUUAUUUGAUUAAUAUUUAAAAAAAAGGAAAACAUAGAAAGAGAAAUAUAAAGAAAAAUCUGAAAAAUUUUAAUAUUGAAACGUAAUCUGAACGAUAAAAUCAUUUGAAGAACAAAUAAACUGAUUGUUAAUAUAAUCGUCACUAAAUAAACGUCUAAUCAGUCGGUAGCGUGAAAUAAAUAAAAAGUUCCGACAAAUAGAACGAAGAAUGAAAUAAAUUGAAUAGUGACAGACUUUUAAUGUAUUGGAGGUGAAUUAUAUGUUGAAAGAUACUAAGUAAAUAACGUGGAUCACUGAUUUUUAUUCUAAUUUGAAAUACAGAAAGCCACUGCCGCAGUAGCAUAAAUAUGUUCAUUUAAAUUAUUUAUUAUCAUAAUAUCACAGUUACUGUUGCACUAGCUACUGAGGAUUAUUUGCAAUAAAAAAAAAAGCAUUAAAUGAUGAAUAAAAAACAAAAAUGCAGGUCAGUUGAAUUUUUAUUGACUAAUUGUGAACGAAACAAGCAAGAAACAAAUAUAAAAUAUACAAAAAUAUUAGUCUCCCAUUACACGACUUUCGUGCUGUCCCAUAAUAUUAGCCAAGUUCAACGUACUAGUAAUUCAUAAAGAUCAAUAAUGGAUAGUAAUAACCAUUAUUAUAAUUAAUUAAUAUUAAUGAUAAUGAUAAUUAUACAAAUAAUGAUAAUAAUAACAAUAAUAAUAUUAAUAAUAAUGAAAUAAUUCCUAAGGUGAUUAUAAAAAAUUUAGACAUAAAAUGAAUAACAAUAAAUUAUAAUUGUGUGUUUCACUGUAAUAUAUUGUAUUUAAAAAUAGAAAAAGACGUGUAACUUACUCAUAAUGCAUACAUUUCGUUGAAACGAGCUCUCUGUCUUGUUUUUUAGUAGCUUUUUAUUUUAUUUUCACUAUCGUAUCAUUAAUUAUAAAUAUAAGUUAGUAUAAAUUCAAUUAAAUGAUUAAUCGAAAGCAAUUUUGAAUGCAUGGGCUUUAUCUUAGAAUAAACUGCACAAUAAAUUAUAUAAACAUUUCUUGACUGUAUACGUUUAUGAAAUACACGAAG